This is a messenger RNA of Pneumocystis jirovecii RU7, 2436 nucleotides long. RefSeq lists its product as uncharacterized. The record is from RefSeq and is a predicted model, not a curated record. The coding region runs from base 1 to 2436 and encodes 811 amino acids. Gene Ontology annotation, molecular function: ATP hydrolysis activity; DNA helicase activity. NCBI's taxonomy places the organism in Eukaryota, Fungi, Ascomycota, Pneumocystomycetes, Pneumocystales, Pneumocystaceae. Gene Ontology annotation, biological process: DNA repair; telomere maintenance. The transcript is spliced from 8 exons.
AUGUAUCAACAGACGCAGAAAAAACACGAUCAAAAAUUUACUUGUUCUUUUUCUGGAUCACAUACUUUAAAAAUACCUAAUUUUAAACAAACUACGUUGCAAAAUAUGGUAAAUAAUGUAUCGUCUAAUCGUAUGAUUUCAGAGCCUUUGAAAUGUGUGGAUGCAUCUAGUCUUAAUAUUCGUUCUAUAUCUAUAACUCGUGAAUCUAAUUCUGCUUUUAAUAAUAUUUGUAAUACCAAAAAAAAUCAGAAACAUGGUUCUUCAAGUAUAAAGUUCCUUGAAACAUUAAGCCGUCAGAGUAAAACGUUAAGUACUAGUAUGUCUUUGCAGGAUGCAAAUGACGAGAAUUCUGUUGAUCGUAUAUAUAUCGGUAAAAAUGAUAUUGAUGAUAAUUUAAAUUCGGAUUCCGAAUGUGAUGAAUCGUUUUAUUCUUGGUCCCCUUCGUCAUUGGAGUAUCAGCAUUUGAUUCUACCUGAAUUUAGAAAUAAGUUUUGUAGUGAUUGUCAGCUUCCUGAUUCUAUAUCUCGAUCUGAAUUAUCUAUGACAUCUUGUGAAAACUCUUCUUGUAAAACAAAAAUGCAUAUUCCUUUGAAUUUAUUAGAAACGAGUUUAGGUAGUCCUGGUGAUUCUGUGAAGGAUAUGAAUUUAAAAGUUCAAGCUUUUCAUGAUAAUGAGAAUUGUACUUUAUUUUCAUCGGUUUCUGGAAUCCACACUGCGUUGCAACUGGAUGAGAAAAAUGAAAAGCAUCAAAGCUUUGGGAAAAGUUGUCAUUUGGAUAAAAUUGAAUGUUCUUCUUUGACUAGUGAAUUUGAAAUAAAAAAUCGUAAAAGAAUUGUUUCUGAUAUAUCGAGUAAUUCAGAUACUUAUGGUAUUGAUGGCAUUCAGGAUUGUAAAUCUGAUAUUAGAAAUGUUCAAAAAGGUUCUAUAGGGCGAAAUAUUAAUAGAAAAUUUCCUGGUCUUUUUCUUUCUGAAGAACAAAAAACUGUUCUUAGGAUUGUUGUUGAGGAACAAAAGAGUAUUUUUUUUACUGGAUCUGCUGGCACUGGAAAAUCUAUUCUUUUGCGGGAGAUUAUUGCUUCACUUCGUAAGAAAUAUUCUAAAGAGCCUGAUCGUGUUGCUAUUACUGCUUCAACGGGUUUGGCUGCAUGUAAUAUUGGUGGCGUUACUCUUCAUUCGUAUGCUGGUAUUGGCUUAGGUAGAGAUUCAUCAGAAGAUCUAUGUAAGAAAAUUAGAAGAAAUAAGAAGUGUUUAUCUAGAUGGUUAAGAACAAAGGUUCUUGUUAUAGAUGAAAUUUCAAUGGUGGAUGCUGAGUUAUUUGAUAAACUUGAAAAUAUUGCUAGAAAAUUAAGAAAUAAUGAAAAUUCAUUCGGUGGAAUUCAAGUAAUUGUAACUGGUGAUUUUUUUCAGCUUCCUCCUGUACCUGAUCAAGGGAAAAUGGCUAAAUUUGCCUUUGAAGCUGAAAAGUGGAAAGAUGUUAUUUCUCAUACCAUAGCAUUGACUCAUGUUUUUCGUCAAAAGGAUCAAGAUUUUGUUGAAAUGCUUAAUGAAUUGCGUUUGGGACACUUGUCUCAUAGUUCUAUUAAGAAAUUUCGUUCUUUAGAUAGAGAACUCCAGUUUGAUGAUGGUCUUGAGCCUACAGAGCUGUUCCCUACACGCAGUGAGGUCGAUAAGGCAAAUGCAACUCGUAUGCGUGCUCUUAGUGGUACUUUACGAACAUUUGAAGCAUUAGAUUCUGGGACUGUUGUUGAUAAAGUUCAAAGGGAUAAACUGCUUUCUAAUUGUAUGGCACCAGCUCGAAUAGAUCUUAAAGAAGGUGCACAAGUAAUGUUGAUAAAAAAUUUCGAUGAUCAGUUAGUAAAUGGGUCAUUGGGGAAAGUUAUAGGAUUUAUGAAUGAAAAAACAUUUCAAAUAUGGCAAGAGGACGAUCCUGAUGAUGAUCUAUUUAAUUGUCAUGAGCAAGCAGAUGAUUUUAAUGUCGAUGAGAUAAAAAGACGUAAAAAGAGAAGAAUAGCAAAAAUGCAGUCUGCAGCUGCUACAGGGAAGCUUUGGCCUCUUGUUAGGUUUACUUUGUCUAAUGGCUUAACCCGAGAUAUGUUAGUUCAGCCUGAACAGUGGAAAAUAGAGCUUCCAAAUGGUGAAGUGCAAGCAAGUCGUUCUCAGAUACCACUUAUUUUAGCCUAUGCAAUUAGUAUUCAUAAAGCUCAAGGUCAGACUUUAGAAAGAGUGAAAGUUGAUUUAGGGAGAGUUUUUGAAAAAGGGCAAGCUUAUGUUGCUUUGUCUCGUGCUACUUCUCAGAAAGGGCUCCAGGUUUUGCGUUUUGAAGCACGGAAAGUAAUGGCACAUCCUAAAGUGAGUUUGUUUUAUAAAAGCCUUGUAAACACUGUUGAUUUAAAAAAAAAAGUGAAUAUAAGGUCUGAUUUAAAUAAAAAAACAUAG